AUGUUUCCGUUUUCAUCAUGGAUGUUUCCUAAUUGGAGUUGGUUCUGUAUCUUCCUGGCCGCUUUCUUGUUUCGCUACAUCAGAUUAUGGAUCAACCUGGCUGCGGUAUGGACAUACACGCCCAUUCAGCCGGUCGAUGAACCCAGCAUUACUUCGCAAGAUGUGACGGUCAUCAUUCCAACCGUUGCCGAGGACAUUCAACAAUUAAAAGAGACGGUCCAAACGGCCUACCGCCUCGAACCCUUCGAGCUGCUACUUGUGACUCCCGACUCCCGUGUGAAGCGGCUGUACCAGAUGGUUGAAGAGCUGGGCUGCCCCAAGAAGAUCCAGGUGCUGUCCGUGAGCCAGGCCAACAAGCGCCGCCAGCUCUCGAGAGCAAUUCCGGAGGUGCAGACAAAGAUUACACUAUUGUUGGACGAUGACGUGUGGUUGCCGGAAAAAUUCAACAAAUGGAUGCUGGCACCUUUUGAAGAUGCUCGCGUGGGCGGCGUGGGAACGAACCAACAACUGCGUCGGAAAAACCGAAACAAUAUCUGGGAAUUUCUCGGCGCGAUAUAUUUGGUGCGAAGGACGUUUGACUGCACAGCGUGCAAUUGGCUCGACGGCGGCCUCCCCUGCCUCUCUGGACGUGCUGUUGCGUACCGAUCGGAAAUUCUACAAGAUCCAAACUUCACCUACGGGUUCACGCACGAAACGUGGGGUAGCGACCACUUUCUCAACGCGGACGACGACAACUUCAUCACCCGAUGGCUCUUCUCGCACGAUUGGAAGAUCCAAUUGCAGAACCACCGCGAGUGCGAGGUGGAGACGACGCUGGAACACGAUCCCAAGUACCUGCGGCAGUGCCUGCGGUGGGUGCGUAGCAAUUGGAGGAGUAACCUGACCAGCUUGAGCGAGCUGCACAUGUGGUUAAAUUAUCCCUGGUCCCUGUACGCCGUCUUCCAGACGACCAUUACGCAAUGGGCCUUCCUCUACGACUGCGCCCUUGUUGCCGUCUUCUAUCUCGCCAUGGUGGAGGCGGGCUACUAUCCAGGAGGGAACGAAGCGCAGCUCUACGCGGACUACAAGCAGACGCGCACGCUGCUAUGGGCCUUGUUCCUCGGACACAUGGUGUUCUCCAAGACGAUCAAGCUAGUGCCACAUCUGCUACGAAACCCGGGCGACGUGCGCUUCGUGCCGGUCUCGAUCCUCUUUGGCUACUUCCACAAUCUCAUCAAACUCUACGGAUGCAUUACCGUAACAGAGACGACAUGGGGCACGCGUGAGGGCGCCGACACGGACGACAACAUCAGGAUGCUGCCAAUCCCGCCCAUGGCCUCGAUUACGCCGCCGCUCUCGCCGUCGCCGCAUGGACGCAUACUCCGCGAGCGCGCAAGCCUCAUACCGACGGCAGUGAGCUGA
This is a messenger RNA of Didymosphaeria variabile, 1401 nucleotides long. RefSeq lists its product as uncharacterized. Lineage: Eukaryota; Fungi; Ascomycota; Dothideomycetes; Pleosporales; Didymosphaeriaceae. The transcript is spliced from 4 exons. The coding region runs from base 1 to 1401 and encodes 466 amino acids. The record is from RefSeq and is a predicted model, not a curated record.